This is a messenger RNA of Phalaenopsis equestris, 2752 nucleotides long. RefSeq lists its product as uncharacterized. The record is from RefSeq and is a predicted model, not a curated record. Lineage: Eukaryota; Viridiplantae; Streptophyta; Magnoliopsida; Asparagales; Orchidaceae. The transcript is spliced from 4 exons. Gene Ontology annotation, cellular component: Ino80 complex. Bases 292 to 2004 code for a protein of 570 amino acids.
UAAUCUUCUGUUUACGGCAAUUAAAGUUCUGCAGUUGUUUACACUUUACACAGGAACAGGGAGAAGCAGGAGAGAGAAAGUUGGGAGUUUGUGUGCGCCUGUGGAAAAUGGUCAGAACGCAGAGAAUAAGACAUGGCUGUGAGUCUUGGUUUUUUCUACGAUUUCUACUCCUAACCCUAAAUCGCCCAAGCUCUGCGUUGCAAGGAAUUUUUCUUGGCAGCUGAAACAUUAAUUUUCAUUUCCCAUUAUUUCGCAUGAUUAUUUCCUUUUUCUCGGGGGGCCCCUUGUGCCAUGGGCGUCGUUAAGAUUAGGCGCCAGGGGCCUAGGAAAGAUGAUCAUGUAAAAAGUUAUGAGCUUGUUCGAGAUGAUAGAUUACUAUCUGAGAAAGAUCAUAGUGACGAUCCUGAUGAUUCUGAGACAUCAGAUGCUGGCUGUGAGCAUGCCUUGGUGAAUGAUCAGACCUCCAAUAUUCCUUAUGAGCUUUAUGAACUCCCAAAUUUGAAGGAGAUUCUCUCUCUAGAAACUUGGAAUCUGUACUUAACUGAAGAAGAAAGGUUCCAUCUUGCUGCUUAUCUUCCAGAUAUGGAUCAGGAAACAUUUGAGGUUACAUUGAUAGAAUUGCUUGGUGGUGGCAAUCUUUUUUUUGGAAGCCCCUUGGAAAUACUAUUUUGUAGACUUAAAGGCGGAUUUUAUUCGCUGCAAGUGACUUUCUUUAGAGAACGAUUGAGAUUCUUACAGGAAAGAGGAUAUCACCAUUCCUUGAGAUCCUAUCAUGACAGUUUAUCUCAGAAGUUUGUGGAGAUGAAAAAGGCCUGGAGCAAUUGCGAACCUAGCACUAGUGUUGAGGAACGUGUUCAAAUAUUGAAAAAUAAGAAAAAACAAAAGCCGGUUCUUUUGGUUGACCUCAAUGUGUUUCCCCAUGAUGAGGAGCUUUCAUCCAGGGGUGUUAAAAAGGUUAUGGGACUUCCAGCACUGACGAAGCCAACAUUUAUGAAGGAAGAGGCGAUCACUCAUAUUCCUGCAAUGGAUUUGAACAAAUUGGCAUUGAGCAACAGAACAAAGGCUAAAGGUGUUUUGAAAAUAAAGCCUCCUGAGAUGAACUCGUUGCCAAAGCGAGUUGUUCAAUCUUUGCCUACAGAGUCUUCAGAACCGUUUAGGCGGCCGCCAAAAGGUGUACUUAGGAUAAAACCUAAAGUCUAUCACACUAGUCUAGUAGAAAGACCAAGGACUGCCAUGGGUCCUCCUGAGCAGGGAUCACCUAGUGUAUUUGGUGUUCAAGCUUCUAAACCCUCCACUUCACGUUCUACAUCCAAAUGGCAAGAUGAAAAUAUUUCUAAGAAGUUAAAUUACGUGCAUAAGUUUGUCAGAGCUGGAAGUGUUUAUAAGGGAUCUCCAACAUGUGAACUUACUAAUGAUCGACAGAGUGAGGAUACUCUAAAUAUUGGUUCUAGACAAUUUGACAGUGCACAGAGCUCUUUGAGAAAGAUGACAAUAGUAAGAGGCAUGAAAAUGCCCUCUGAUGACUCGAGUGAUUUUAGAGAGUGCUUUAAUGGCCAUCAAAAGGGAGAUCUCUGGCCACCUGCUACCGGCUUACACCAACCAGCUCAUGAUAAUGACAGAAGGAAGCUAACGCCAUUUCAUACCAAUGUGUCUGAAGCAGUAUCAAGAAGCAUGAUUACUGCAGAUGGUUAUCAGGUUUUCCCAGCAUAUCCUGACCAUUCGGAGCAUCCAUAUAGGGAUAAAAAGGAUGGUGAAGGCGUUGAAAAAAGUCACAUGUUUCCUAUAACAUAUAAGAGGAAAAAACCACAUACAAAGCUCAGUGCCUCUCAGAGUCAAAAAAAGAUAUCCACAGUUGCUAGCAUGGCUAUUCCUGCCGGAGCCAAUUUUAACCAAGUGGAGAAAACUAAGGCUAUAAAAAUAAGAGUGAAGGGCUUGAAUGAGUUCAACUCAAAGUACAAACAAGGGAGGCUGGAUGGUCAACAUCAUGGUUGUCCUUCCACCUAGACGGCACUCAUGUGUUGAUAAUGAUGCACUUUUGAUGGUUCAUGUGUAUUUCCGUGCUUCCGGUGGAUUAUCAAAAUGGUCACAAGGGAUGCUUGAUCAGUUACGCCAUGAAAAGUUUUCAGACACUGCUUUAAUGACUUUCAUGUCUAUUAAUGUGGUCUCUGAAUUUCAAAUUCUGUCGUUGCGUUUCCUCUGUUUGAGCUCUUUGCGGCUAAGUUACAUGAGUGGAAUUGAACUUCGUCAGAAGUCAGGCGCAAAAUUAAUGCAAAUUUUGUGUUAGGUGUGGUGGAUUUGUAUAGGACCAGCCAGUUUCCAAGCUUUUUCCAAAUCACCUAAUGCUUCGUGUUGAUUUCAAAAGGUAUUUGGUGUGGAAAUCUAAAAUGUAAGGAAGUUGUCAUUUUUAUUUAACAUUCUUUACGGUUCCUAUAGCAUUCGUCCGCUAUACUUUUCAUUUUUAUUUAACAUUCUUGCUAUCCUGCUCCCAGAAAAAUAAAUGUAGAAAUUCAUACGAAAAGAAACUGCUGCAGCAUGCAGGUAUUUUACUAUUUAUCACCACCUUUUUUUUUAUCAUUGUUUAGAUUCUGUGGCAUAUUUACAAAUUGAUGACCCUAGAUCCAAUUUUCGUAUCUGAAAGUAUAGUAAACAAACUUGGAAUUUGUUUUUUCUAAAUGUGGUUCAUCCUUAACUUACAAAAGCCUUCUUUCUUUUCAUAGUCCAGGUCUUCUUUUGUAGUACAUCCAAACUAAUG